This is a messenger RNA of Alnus glutinosa, 1629 nucleotides long. RefSeq names its product UPF0481 protein At3g47200-like. NCBI's taxonomy places the organism in Eukaryota, Viridiplantae, Streptophyta, Magnoliopsida, Fagales, Betulaceae. The transcript has a single exon. Bases 125 to 1477 code for a protein of 450 amino acids. The record is from RefSeq and is a predicted model, not a curated record.
UGUGACACAAUGAGAAAUUGGUUGGAAGCCUUCCUAUGUCCUGCUAAGACUUCCCUGCGCCAUUAACCAGCUUCAACUCCGAUCCGCACCCUAGCCCAGAAUUGAACGUACUCCAAAAUCUACGAUGGGAAGCAACUCAGUAGAUCAAGAAGCCAGUCACGCCGUCACGAUUUGGGAGGUCGACAAGGAGCGCCUAGCCCAGAUGGAAAAGAGGAUCUCCGAGACCAACCCACAAUUACUAAGCAUAGCCGCCGGUAGAAGCACUUGUUGCAUCUUCAGAGUCCCCCAUAACCUAAUCGAAAUCAACGGCAAGUCGUACCAGCCCCGCAUAGUCUCCAUCGGACCCUACCAUCGCGGCCAGCCUAACCUCCAAAUGAUGGAGGAGCACAAGUGGCGGUACCUCCGUUCCUUGCUCUCCAGGACGAAGGAAGCCAAAGGUAUAAUCUUAGAGGACUACUUGAAAAGCAUACACUCACUGGAAAAGGAUGCCAGAGAGUCUUAUUCAGAAACCAUCCACCUCGGCACCGAUGAGUUCCUCGAAAUGAUGGUUCUUGAUGGUUGUUUCUUACUAGAAUUGUUUCGCAAGGUUGAGAUUCCGAAUCUGUUCGAUCCCGAAGAUCCUCUCGUGACUAUGUCGUGGAUAUUAACAUUUUUUUACAGGGACUUUCUCCGGCUAGAGAAUCAGAUCCCGUUCUCUAUUCUUGAACGGUUAUUUGAAACUUCCAAAACGCCCGACGAGGAGUCCGGUCCGUCCCUGUCCUUGCUCGCUAUGCGAUUCUUCAACAACAUGAUGCAAAGACCCGACCCAGUCAUAGAGACGUUCCACGAUCUAAAAGGCUUGCAUUUGCUUGACUUGGUUCGGUUGAGUUUUAUCCCAAAGGGAGAAAAAUCGCCGCCACCACACACGGUCAACACAUCCACCCAUAUUAUUCACUGCGUCUCGAAGCUUCGCCGUGCCGGGAUCGAGCUCAAUCAGGGCAAGGAAGAUAGCUUCUUAGCGGUGAAAUUCAGGCACGGUGUGAUUGAGAUGCCCAGCAUAACCAUCGACGAUUUCAUGAGCUCUUUCUUACUGAACUGUGUGGCGUUCGAGCAGUGCCACAAUAGCUGCUCCAAGCACGUUACUACUUACACUACUUUCUUGGAUUGCCUUGUGAACACGGCCAAGGACGUCGAGUACCUCUGCGACUCCAACAUCAUUGAGAAUUACUUUGGCAACGACGCCGAGCUUGCUCGCUUCAUCAACAAUUUGGGAAAGGACGUGGCGUUUGAUCUUAAUCGCUGUUAUUUGUCCAAGCUGUUCAAUGACGUAAACGAAUAUUACCGGAAUAGCUGGCAUGUACAGUGGGCGAGCUUUAAGUAUACGUAUUUUGACACGCCGUGGUCGUUCAUUUCGGCAAUGGCUGCCUUCGUGCUUUUAGUGCUCUCGUUUUUGCAGACCUUCUACACCAUCAAGGCUUAUGCGAAAUCUAAAUCCUAAACCCUCUCCCUUUCCGCCUCCCCUAAACACAAUAAACAAUAUACAUUGUUUGGUAGUAGUUUUAAGAGUGUAAAGUUCAAGGAGUUCUGAGUUGUGAGUUCUUCGUUCUUCUAAUGUAAAUGUAUAAGAAAUUAAUAUUGCAAAUUUGUGGA